AUGGAGCCCAAGGCCCCGCAGGACGGGGUGGACGAGCCGCAGACGGCGGCACUCACCCAGUCCUUCGACGGCCGCGGCCAGGUGCUGCUGGUGAGCGAGCUCUGGAAGCAGGAGGAGUGCUGCCUGAACCUGCAGAACAUUCUGGAACACACCGAGGCCCCUCCGCCCUCAAGAACAUCGUCCACCCGCGCCACCAGCGGCCACAGCAGCUCCAGCAAGGGAGGCCCGCGGCGAGCCAAGCGGCCCCGGGAGAGCUCGGCUCGCAGCCCCGACAGCCCGGCGGCCAAGUGCAAGCGCUCCUGGGCCCCGCCCGCCGCCCCGGGCGAGAGCGACUGCGACUGUGAUUGCGACUGCGACUGCGACUGCCCGGCGGAUCCCGGGGUGGAACCCCGGACGGAGUCCCCCGCGGAGCCCCCCGCGGAGCCCCCCGCGGAUCCCCCAGCUGAACCCCCGGCGGCGGCGGGCGGCCGGAAGGCGGGGCCGGCGCGGGCGCCUGGGGAGCGGCUGCUGCUGGUGCUGUGCCGCGCCACCGCGCUGCGCUCCCAACUACCCCGGCUCCAGCUGCUCCUGCAGCGGGUGUGCGCUCGCAGCGCCCGGCCGCCCGCCGCGCUCCUGGGCAUCGUGGUGCAGCCGCUGCGCUGCGAGGAGGCGGAGGCGCGCCGCCGCAUGGAGAGCCUGCUCUGCCGCGCCUUCUCCGCCCCGCACGCCCCGGCCGUGGAGGUGCACACCGCGCUCUUCGCCCCGCGCCGCUCCGACUGCGCCCUGGACGUGCAGCGUGCAGCCGGCGGCCCGCACCCGUGCGCUGCGCACAAGGGCCCUCAGGUGGACCGCCAGACCCAGACGCAGGAAGACCUACAAGAAAGCACUCCGUUCACCGCAGUUCGCGUGCUCCAAGCUCUCGGGACUGUUGCUGUGGCGCUAGGGGCGCUGGGCGCUGCCUACUACAUCACUGAGGCCCUGUAACACAGCCCAGACCUGCGUCCGGCAGAGAACUAAAAGAAUGGGCCAGAGAAUAAGCAGGGAGGCUGCUUAUCAAGGUAUCACCACACCUCCGAGGAGUCACAGCUGCUGGCCGUUUUCUCACUAGGCUGUAAAAACAGAAAAGCCACCCGAAUCCCAGGGUCACUGCCUAAGCUACUGCCAGUUGUCCUUUCUCUUCCAGGUCCAGUUUCCAUCCAGGAUCUCUCUUGUCACCAACUAGACCAAAAAAUGGAAAAAUAA
Erinaceus europaeus (western European hedgehog) is the source of this 1221-nucleotide messenger RNA. It is a transcript of the gene SPATA3, whose product is annotated as spermatogenesis associated 3. The record is from RefSeq and is a predicted model, not a curated record. The transcript has 3 exons. Bases 1 to 963 code for a protein of 320 amino acids. Lineage: Eukaryota; Metazoa; Chordata; Mammalia; Eulipotyphla; Erinaceidae.